Molecule: messenger RNA, 2322 nt
Organism: Paraphaeosphaeria sporulosa
Lineage: Eukaryota; Fungi; Ascomycota; Dothideomycetes; Pleosporales; Didymosphaeriaceae
Product: 6-phosphofructokinase
Exons: 3
Coding region: 1-2322 (773 amino acids)
Biological process (GO): fructose 1,6-bisphosphate metabolic process; canonical glycolysis; fructose 6-phosphate metabolic process
Cellular component (GO): mitochondrion; cytoplasm; 6-phosphofructokinase complex
Molecular function (GO): AMP binding; ATP binding; 6-phosphofructokinase activity
Source: RefSeq, a predicted model, not a curated record
AUGGCACCCACAGACAUCCCGCCGCCCCUGGAGGGCAAGAAGAGGAGGAUUGGGGUCAUGACUUCUGGAGGCGACGCGCCAGGCAUGAACGGAAGCGUGCGGGCCGUGGUCCGCAUGGCUCUGUACAGCAACUGCGAAGCAUACGCCAUCUACGAAGGCUACGACGGCCUGGUCAAAGGCGGCGACAUGAUCAAGGAGAUGCAGUGGGAGGACGUGAGAGGCUUUUUGUCUGAGGGCGGCACACUCAUUGGCACAGCACGAUGCAUGGAGUUCAUGCAGCGCGACGGCCGAAGAACAGCGGCCAAGAACAUGAUCCUCAAGGGCAUCGACGCCCUCGUCAUCUGCGGUGGUGAUGGCAGUCUUACGGGAGCAGACAAGUUCCGCGACGAAUGGCCCAGUCUGCUAGAGGAGCUUGUUGAGAAGAAGGAGCUCACUUCCGAGCAGGUCGCACCGUUCAAGCACCUCAACAUCGUCGGACUCGUCGGCUCCAUCGACAACGAUCUCAGCAUGACAGACGCAACCAUUGGCUGCUACAGCUCGCUCGCGAGAAUCUGCGAGGCAAUCGAUUCGGUGGACACGACUGCGACUAGUCACCAACGUGCCUUCGUCGUGGAGACUAUGGGAAGACAUUGCGGAUGGCUCACACUCAUGGCUGGUGUCGCUACCGGCAGCGAUUUCAUAUUCAUUCCGGAGCAGCCUGCGAAGGAGGGCUGGGAGGGCAACAUGCUCUCUGUCAUCCAAAAGCACCGUCAUUUGGGCAAGAGAAAGACCAUCGUCAUUGUGGCCGAGGGCGCUAUUGAUGAGAACCUCAACAAGAUCACACCGCACCAGAUCAAGGAGAUCCUUUCCGGAGCUGGCCUUGAUACUCGAGUCACCACCCUUGGCCACGUUCAGCGCGGUGGGCAGCCUGCGGCAUACGACAGGAUGCUGUCAACGUUGCAAGGUGUCGAGGCUGUGAAGGCUGUCCUCGAGGCAACCCCUGAGACGCCCUCUCCCGUCAUUUGCAUGAUUGAAAACAAAAUUGUGCGCCGUCCGCUACUCGAAGCAGUCGCCCAGACCAAGAAGGUUGCCGAGGCUAUCGAAAGGAAGGAUUUCAAGACAGCUAUGGAACUGCGCGAUGCUGAAUUUGCUGAGUACUUUAAGUCGUACCAAAUCACGACAUCAACGGACCAGCCAGAGCUCUUGCUCCCAAAGGAGAAGCGGAUGCGUAUUGGUAUCAUCCACGUCGGAGCCCCAGCAGGUGGCAUGAAUGCAGCAACGCGCGCGGCUGUUGCUUACUGUUUGGCACGCGGACACACCCCCGUUGCUCUCCACAACGGUUUCCCCGGACUCAUCCGACACCACUCAGACAAGCCUCUUGGUGCAGUACGAGACAUCGCCUGGCUCGACGCCGAAAGCUGGGCCAACAAGGGCGGUUCCGAGAUCGGUACCAACCGCGGCCUUCCCAGUGAAGAUCUCGAGACCGUAUCGUAUGUAUUCAAGCAAUACAACAUCCAAGCUCUCUUCGUCGUCGGCGGCUUCGAGGCCUUCACCGCAGUCAGCGAGCUACGCAAGGGCAGGGAGCACUACAAGUCGUUCAAGAUCCCAAUGGUCGUCCUCCCCGCCACUAUCUCCAAUAACGUCCCGGGAACCGAAUAUUCCAUCGGCUCCGACACGUGCCUCAACGCCCUCAUCCAGUACUGCGACGCCUGCCGCCAGUCGGCCUCGGCCAGCCGCCGCCGCGUCUUCGUCAUCGAAACCCAGGGCGGCGAGUCCGGCUACAUCGCCACCAUCGCGGGUCUCUCCAUCGGCGCCUUCGCCGUGUACACCCCCGAGGACGGCAUCUCACUCAAGAUGCUCGACCAUGACAUCGACUCCCUCCGCGAGACGUUCAAGAAGGACAAGGGCCAGAACCGCGCGGGUAAGAUCGUCCUCGUCAACGAGAAGGCGUCAAAGACGUACUCGGUGCAGAUCAUCGCCGACAUGAUUGCCGAGGCCGGCAAGGGCAAGUUCGAAAGCAGGCACGGCGUCCCCGGCCAUUUUCAGCAGGGUACCACGCCGAGCCCCAUGGACCGCGUCAGGGCGGUAAGAUUCGCGUUCAGAAGUCUGGAGCAUAUCGAGCAGUAUGCUGGCAUGGAUCCGGAUGAUAUCGACGACGACGCGAUGAGCACGGCGGUCAUUGGGAUCAAGGGCGCGAAGGUGCUGUUUUCGCCCAUGGAGGCCAUUGAGAAGAAGGAGACCGACUGGCACCGACGACGGCCCAAGAAGGAGUUCUGGAUGGAUCUCAAGGAGUACGUGGACAUUCUCAGCGGGCGUCCGUCGCAAAACAAGAUGCAGCAGUAG